AUGGCUUCCAGUCGCACUUCAUUUAUCUCCCGUUGGAUGAAACAUGCUGCUUUCCAAUCCCCUACUCCGUGGGGAGCAGCACCAUCAGCCCUCCCAAUCUCUCAGCGCAUCGCAAGCAGAUCAUACUCGUCGAGUCGGAGGUCACUACAAGCUCCCGGUACUCGGAUUAGAUCACCUUCAUUUUUACUAUUGAUUCGGUCGAAUCCUCAAACUGCUUCUUUCUCCACAACCUCACCCCGCCCGAAAUCCAAAACCAUUCAGCAAUUAAAGGCUCGCGCUUCAACCGGGCCAUUCUCAUGGAAGGCCGCCGCAUUGUUCGUCGUAACAGGCGUGGGAAUGAUAUUUUACUUUCGCUAUGAGAAAGCGCGGCUUGAGCGAAAGAGAAUCGCCGAGAUGAGUAAGGGCGUUGGCAAGCCAAAAGUUGGCGGACCCUUCGUCCUGAAGGAUUUGGAUGGCAACGAAUUCACAGAAGAAAAUUUAAAAGGAAAAUAUAGCUUCGUUUAUUUCGGCUUCACUCAUUGUCCUGAUAUUUGCCCAGACGAACUCGACAAAAUGGCCGAGAUAAUCGAUAUUGUGAAAGCCAAAUCAAACAACAAAACCGUUUUGCGCCCCGUUUUCAUUACCUGCGAUCCAGCCCGCGACAGCGCCGAUGUGUUGCGCAAGUAUCUAGCGGAAUUCCAUAAGGGGAUUAUUGGAUUGACAGGCACGUAUGAGCAGGUGAAGAAUGUGUGCAAGCAGUACCGCGUGUAUUUCAGUACACCGCGGAAUAUAACACCGGGAGAGGACUAUCUCGUUGACCACAGCAUUUAUUUCUACCUAAUGGAUCCGGAGGGAGACUUUGUUGAAUGUAUCGGCCGUCAAGAUACUGCUGAAACUGCUGCUGCUACCAUUCUAGCCCAUAUCAAUGACUGGAAGAGGGAAGGCAAGCCCAUCAACACUGAGGAGGAAUAG
Messenger RNA from Blastomyces dermatitidis ER-3, 951 nucleotides. Its product is annotated as mitochondrial metallochaperone Sco1. The coding region runs from base 1 to 951 and encodes 316 amino acids. Lineage: Eukaryota; Fungi; Ascomycota; Eurotiomycetes; Onygenales; Ajellomycetaceae. The record is from RefSeq and is a predicted model, not a curated record. Gene Ontology annotation, biological process: mitochondrial respiratory chain complex IV assembly. The transcript is spliced from 3 exons.